Messenger RNA from Rhododendron vialii, 2490 nucleotides. RefSeq names its product protein NRT1/ PTR FAMILY 4.5-like. Gene Ontology annotation, biological process: transmembrane transport. Bases 570 to 2303 code for a protein of 577 amino acids. Gene Ontology annotation, molecular function: transmembrane transporter activity. The transcript is spliced from 6 exons. Gene Ontology annotation, cellular component: membrane. The record is from RefSeq and is a predicted model, not a curated record. Lineage: Eukaryota; Viridiplantae; Streptophyta; Magnoliopsida; Ericales; Ericaceae.
AGUAUUAGUAGUAUUGCACGUACAUCCCCCCUCUCUCUCUCUCUCUCUCUCUCUCCUCUCCAUAAUGGACUGCUUUGUGGAAGUGGACUUGCCAACAUAAGCACCCACCUGAGCAUUUAUCCAAAUCAUAGAUGAAAGUGGCAAUGAAUGACCCUGUAGUAGUGCAGGGUGCACUACAAGUCUACAAAGGUAUUGGGCGCGAUCCGAGCAGUCAAUCUCUACUGUUUCAAAUUUUAAAUGGUAUACUACAGGUAAGAUAAGUAUAUAUCGUACCUGGUCUGUGAACUAUAUUUAGUAAAUUUGAACCAUUAAAAACACUUUUGGAUGAGUCAAAUUGGGCAUUACACCCCUUUUGGUACACCCCUACACUACAAGGCCCCGAGUUCGCUAAUGGAGUGAGAGUUACAUACAAAAUGGAUGCUCUCUCGGCUUAUAUAUAUGUUAAACGGCCACCUUUCAAUAGACAUGCAUUACUCGCUCUGCUAUUACAUACAAGCCAUCACUAGCACUGCAUUCAGCAUGUAGUUUCUCUCCUAAGUAACUGCCAAACCACACAACUCCUGCUGAUCAUGAGAAACAUGGAGAAAGAGGAAGAAGCCACCAAAGCAGACUACAACUCCCUUCAGAACUGGUCUAGUACCAAUAAAAAGAAAGGUGGAUUCAAAGCAGCUUCAUUUGUUUUUGUGUUUGUGUUAUUUGAGAACAUGGCAUUCGUGGCAAACAUGGUGAGCCUGGUGCUAUACUUCUACCUGGAGAUGCACUUCGACAUCCCUGGCUCUGCAAACACUCUCACAAACCUCAUGGGUUCAACUUUCUUGCUCUCCAUUAUCGGUGCAUUCAUUUCGGACACUUUCUUGGGCAGAUACACUACGGCCCUGAUUUUUGGAGUUCUAGAAGUACUGUCUUUGGUGCUGAUGACCAUCCAAGCCCACGACCACAACUUACAACCAAGGCCCUGCAACAAAUCAAGCUGUGUAAAAGGAGGCAUAGCAGUGAUGCUAUACACAUCACUGUGUCUACUGGCGUUGGGCACCGGCGGGGUCAAGGGGGCUCUACCUGCACUGGGUGCAGACCAGUUCGACCAAAAGGUCCCUAAAGAGGCCAAGGCUCUGGCCAGUUACUUCAACUUCCUUCUGUUCAGCACCAACGUGGGCGCCGCCGUGGGAGUCACCGUUGUUGUCUGGGUCAGCGCCAACAAAGGGUGGUGGUGCGGGUUUCUCAUUUGCACUGUUGUUACUGGUAUUGGGUAUGCUGUGCUCGCCGUUGGAAGGCCUUUCUAUCGGAUCCAGGCGCCCGGGGAGAGCCCUGUCAUCAGGAUCGCACAGGUGAUUGUAGUGUCUUUCAAAAAUCGAAGGAUGAAUCUGCCAGAGAGCCUGGAUGAUAAACUCUAUGAGAUCAAGGAAAAGGAAUCAAUUUCUCAGGAGCAAAAACUUUCACACACCAAACAAUUCAGGUGCCUGGACAAAGCUGCAAUUCUUAGAGAAGAUGUCAAGCCCACUUCAUGGACUGUAUGCACGGUGACCCAAGUAGAGGAAGUCAAGGUCCUAACCAGAAUGGUGCCCAUAAUAGCCAGCACCAUCAUAUUGAACACUUGUAUGGCCCAACUCCAAACAUUUUCAGUCCAACAAGGCAACCGUAUGGACCGCUCCUUGGGCUCCUUCGAGGUCCCCGCGUCAUCAAUUCCCAUAAUACCUCUGCUCUUCAUCGCUAUUCUCCUUCCCAUCUACGAGUUCAUUUUCGUCCCUUUCGCGCGCAAAAUAACACACCACCCGUCGGGUAUAACCCAGCUCCAACGGGUAGGGGUUGGCCUAGUUCUGUCCGCGGUCUCAAUGGCGAUAGCGGCUCUUGUGGAAGUGAAGAGGAGGGAUUGGUCCAUUAAGAGCCCGUUAAAGCCUAUCAGUCUCUUCUGGCUCUCGUUCCAGUACGCCAUUUUCGGAGUCGCGGACAUGUUUACCCUCGUAGGGUUAUUGGAGUUCUUUUACAGAGAAGCCCCUGCAGGCAUGAAAUCCCUCUCCACUUCAUUCACUUAUGUUUCUAUCUCAUUGGGCUAUUUCUUGAGUGGUGUGCUUGUUGAUAUCAUCAAUUCAGUGACCCAAAGAAUAGGCCCAGGCAGAAAAGGGUGGUUAUUUGGGCAGGAUUUGGAUCUGAACCAAUUGGAUCUGUUUUAUUGGUUCAUGGCAGUUCUUAGUUGUUUGAACUUUUUGAACUAUCUUUAUUGGGCCUCGUGGUACAAGUACAAGACGGACGAGCCCAAGAUUGAGCCCAGUAAAAAUAGAGCCCUAGUUGUGGAACAACAGAAGUAAGACCACUGCAGCUGGGCCUAAUGACUAAAAUGGGCCUACUUUUGUGUGUGAAUGUUUGCAUUUGUAUUUUGUAUAUAUACUUUAGACAAGUUGUAUGAGAUUGUUUUGGGUUUUCACCAUUCUGCCUGUAGGACUUGAUAUUGUAAAAACGGUAUAUGGCGCUAGAAUAUAUCGCCGUUUUGUUUUA